GUUGCAUUGGAUUGUCGUGCAAGGCAAAUUACGACUGUACAUCUUACGAGUACUGCUGCGGAGGAAUAUGUAGCUAUGAAGAAGACUGCGAUGAUUUCGCUAUUUGGGUCGUGCUUGGUUCAAUUUUUGCUUGUCUGUUUAUCAUUUUGGUCCUCUUCAUGCUUGUUGUCUGCUUUUGUCGACGUCGAAGAAGGUACUACGGAAGAGUUUUAGAAGGAGGAAGACUACCAUCGGUAACAACUGUGGGAGACAGCAGCCUGUCUUAUCCAUAUCUACCGUCUUAUCAACAGAGCUAUCCUUACUUUCCACCGCCACAAUACGUUCAGUAUCCGCCAAACAAUGUUGGCCCAGCAAAGACAAGUGAAGCACCCCCUCCUUACAACCGUACCUCAGAGGAGGCAUCAGGGGUGGUGAAUACACCUCAUACAAACUAUGGUGCUGUGUCAAAUUCUUUAUAGAAACGCGAAGGUUUGAUUUCAUUUAAGUUAUCAGUGUAUCAAAGGACCAAUAUGUACAGAGGAACAUAUUGUUCUUAUUGUUAGAAAAAUGCAAGUAAGCCAUGCACUUGGAACUUUGAUCCCAUUUUUCAUCUUCACUCUUUGCCUUAAACCUCUAACCUCUAAGAGUGACUAGCUUCUCAUUUCUCUUCACCGUAACAUUUCUGAAUCAAACAUUAAAUUCACAGGAUCAAAACAAAUGAUUGUCAGUGUAACAAGCUCUUAAUUGUUAGACAAAUCUUUCAUGUCAGUAACCUUAGAAAAUUUAUAGAGAACAACAUGAUGAUUAUGCACAGUGAUGAUAGGGUUUAAAGUGUUAGGGUUGUCAUAUUUUUUUCCUUGGUAAUUUGUAUUUUUUUCUUAGUAAAGCAUCAGAAUUUUGACCUUUCAAAUUUAUUUUCAAAGGUUCCAGCUAAAGUAAUUCAAUAGGAAUUUAUGUCUUGAUGGUUGUUACUUGAAGAAAUAAGGGCUGAGAUUCUUGAUAUCAAUAUGAAUGACAGAUAAAUAAUAUAAUUCCUUCUUCAAGCUUGUCUCUUGAAAUUUCUACCAAUCGUACAUGAAAAUGCCACAUAAACUAAGUAAAGUGCAGCUUAGAGCUGAAAAACAAGUUUGCUCUGUCUAAUUUCCUGAUCGAACUGUUUGAAUUUCAAAAUUAUUUAGAUGUUGACCUUGAGUGUGAAGCAAAAAAUUAAAGUAGGAACCAGACCUGAUUGGAGCAAACCCUGGGUUAGCACAAAAAACAAAGAUAAAAAAAUGUUGCUGUGGCAAAUAAUGUGAGUUAGGACUAAUUUUGAUUUGUAAACUUGGCAAAAGGCAAUAGCAUACUGCACUGAACCUAUAAGGGAUUUCAUGGAUUUCUAAGGUAAUAUUUAUUAAUCACAUUGGGAAGGGAUUGUAAGAGAUCUCUAAGGCUUUGUUGUUUAUAGCAGACAUGUUUGAAUAAAAAGCAAGUUAUAUUUAAAGCUAAUUUUAUUAGUGGAAAGCUACAGCGUGGUUUUUGGUUUUUAAUUAGUUUUGUUUUUCAUUUAGUUCUGUUUUGUAACUAGUAGGAUUAUGGCACUCCAAAGCUAUGAUUGGAACUACUGUUAACUCUUCUUCGUAAACUUUUUCCCCCCAAAUUUUAUUCUGAUUUAAAAGUAAGCAUUGGCACUCAGCUCUUCUGCCAACCAUCAGGCUGAGUAGAAUAAGAAACUGAUGGUUGGAUGUAUCAUCUGCCAAGAAAUAUGCCAAAUCUAUGUACCAUUUGACAAAGUGGAAGAGCUGGAAAUGAGAAUGUAAAAUAUUCACAAAACUUGAUACAAGGAUAAAGUUAUGACUAAUUAAUCAAUUUUUUUGAUUGGUAAAUUUCCAGUUAUUUCCCUUGCAAAGACUCAAUAUCAGCCUUCUUAUCAUAAGUGUCAUAUGAGGUGUCAAGGAGGCUGUAGUUAUGGGCUGAUUUUCAAAAGUCAGCAAUUCCUUUGUUUUCUAAGGAAACUCUGGUAUUGGUAUUUUAAAAAACAAGCAUCUGUCUAAGGCUUGUUCUGAUAAGAACAACAUCUUGAGGACCCCAAAAUCUUUGAAUUUUCAGAUUUCAAAUUUCAGACAUCAGAGCAGGUGUUACUCAUUAGGAAAGUUGUACAACCAUAUUCCAGUAGUUCUUAGUUAAAGAUUCAACCUCUUGAUCUUAUUGCAUACCAGAGAACAGUUAUUUUUUCUGUUAUAGUAAAUAUAAAACUGCUUUGUCACCUAAUUUUAAAUUAAUUUAAGCUCAUAAUCCUUCUGGUACAUUUCUGCACAAUUCAGCCUUAAAAAUUAUUGACUGAGAUAAGAUUUAUACAAAGUAGCACUUUUAAAAGUACAAAAAAGAGCUCGUUCUCUUCAUUCCCUAUCUCCAAAAUCAGUAUUAGGGAGAACAUAUGGGGGAUGAUGCCCUCAUUUUUCGUUGAUUAUGAAACAGCGGAACAGUUAACGUGCUAUAUGGGUCUGGUUAAGAUAAGUUUAAUAAAUUUGAUGUGCUGUGAAGUGAUUAAAAACUAUCAACAAUAGCUUAUUGAUGAA
Molecule: messenger RNA, 2534 nt
Organism: Pocillopora damicornis (cauliflower coral)
Lineage: Eukaryota; Metazoa; Cnidaria; Anthozoa; Scleractinia; Pocilloporidae
Source: RefSeq, a predicted model, not a curated record